AUGACUGCAAUAGCAUCAGUAUCAUCGCCAUUAGAUGGCCGAAACAGAAACGGUGAGGCGAGCGAAGCCGUGGUAGAAUCGGCGCCAGCGUCCGCGACGAACAACGCAGACAACAUCAAGCAGUUCGGCGUCGCCUCCUCGGAGCUGCACGGCUUCAAGCUAUACAUGGUUCUUAUUGGCGUCUGCUUCGGCGCCUUUGUCAUGGCUCUCGAUGUCUAUGUCAUCGGAACGGCCAUUCCUUCCAUCACAUCCGAAUUUCAGAACACAUCACACAUAUCAUGGUAUCCGGCAGCCUACACCUUGGCGGUCUGCUCGCUCACCCCCUUGGCGGGCAAAAUGGCCAGUGUGUUCUCGCUCCGCUGGGUCUAUCAAGGCUUUUUCUUCGUCUUCCUCGUCGGUAGUGCCAUUUGCGGCUGGGCAUCUACGAGCGAAGUCUUCAUCGUCGGCCGUGCCGUCUCGGGCAUCGGCGCAGCUGCGGUCACCAGCGGAGGGCUCACCGUCGUCUUGACCAUAUCAUCACGCCAGCGUAGGCCGUUAUACAUCGGCCUGUGCAGCAGCUGCUUUGCCCUGGGUCUGAUUCUCGCCCCCAUCAUCGGCGGCGCCUUCACCGAGAAGGUCACCUGGCGCUGGUGUUUCUGGAUCAAUCUACCCGGUGGCGCCGUCACCCUGCUCGCCAUGUUCUUCUUCUUCAAGUUGUCGCAACGAGAAGGCAAGCCAACGACCACCAUGAAGAAAAUCUUGAGUCUGGAUCUCGCUGGGUCGUUCAUUUUCGUCCCCGGUAUAUUCAUGUUGAUCCUCGCCCUACAGUGGGGUGGGAAUUCAUAUUCUUGGAAGUCGGCAACGAUUAUUGGCCUUUUGGUUGGAUCAAUCGUCAUGCUGUGUCUCUUCGGCAUCUGGGAAUCGCGCUUGGGAGACUCGGCCAUGAUCCCUGGUGUGCUGGUCACAAGACGCACCGUUCUGCUCAGUGUCAUCUUCUCCUUCUGCCAUCUAGGUGCUCUAUCCGUCUCGUCUUACUACCUCCCGGAGUGGUUCCAGGCAGUCCAGGGCGCUAGUCCCUUUGAGAGCGGCAUAAGGGUGCUGCCGUCCGUCAUAUCACAAAUCGUAGGAACGAUUUGCGCAGGUGGAAUCGCCCUCAAAAUCCGUUUUUACAACCCUUGGUUCUUUGUCGGGCCCGUCUUGAUGUGCACCGCAGCUGCUCUAUACACCCAGUUCACCGUCUCCAAUACCCCAUCGAGCCAAUGGAUCGGAUUCCAGGUCAUUCAGGGCCUGGGCGUAGGCUUCUCCAUGCAGAUGCCAUCUCUAAUGGUCCAACUAGCGCUCAAGGACCGCGCCGACCUCCUGCCCAUCGGCGUCUCUCUCAACAUCUUUGCCCAGUUCCUUGGGGCUACCGUCACGCAGGUCAUUGCCGGUGCCAUCUUCCACGCGCGUCUGGAGAGCCAGCUCGCCUCGCGAGCUGCGCUGAGUCACGACCAGAUACAACUACUUUACCGGAGCGGUAUCGCAAACGUACGAGCCAUUGUGGACAAAUACUUUCCCUCGCUUUUCGACCCCAUUAUGGAGUCGUACAACUCUGCCAUUGCCCAGACACACUUCGUCGCUGUUGCCUCAGCUGGUGUGGCUUUUUUCCUAGCCUUCGGGAUUGAGUGGAUUAGAAUAGAAGGCUCGGCUAUCAAGUUGGGCAACCAGGAUGAUGUGGAAGCGGCAAACCCGACCAGGGAAGAGAAACCAUCAGAAGCUACGGGGCAUUGA
Messenger RNA from Colletotrichum lupini, 1749 nucleotides. RefSeq lists its product as uncharacterized. NCBI's taxonomy places the organism in Eukaryota, Fungi, Ascomycota, Sordariomycetes, Glomerellales, Glomerellaceae. The record is from RefSeq and is a predicted model, not a curated record. The transcript is spliced from 4 exons. Bases 1 to 1749 code for a protein of 582 amino acids. Gene Ontology annotation, biological process: transmembrane transport. Gene Ontology annotation, molecular function: transmembrane transporter activity.